Anoplopoma fimbria (sablefish) is the source of this 1919-nucleotide messenger RNA. Its product is annotated as transcription factor JunD-like. The record is from RefSeq and is a predicted model, not a curated record. The transcript has a single exon. Gene Ontology annotation, biological process: regulation of transcription by RNA polymerase II; regulation of cell cycle; regulation of cell population proliferation. Lineage: Eukaryota; Metazoa; Chordata; Actinopteri; Perciformes; Anoplopomatidae. Gene Ontology annotation, molecular function: DNA-binding transcription factor activity, RNA polymerase II-specific; RNA polymerase II cis-regulatory region sequence-specific DNA binding; transcription factor binding. Gene Ontology annotation, cellular component: transcription regulator complex. The coding region runs from base 257 to 1174 and encodes 305 amino acids.
UGGAGUGACAUAAUGGAAUUUUUAGGGCUAGAAAGCGAGCGAGGUCUGGAGCUGCGCAUAGCAGUCGUGCCAAUCGGGAAAAGACAAUAUCGUCCUCGGGCUGAAGAGACACAUCAGAGCCCCCCAACACAUCAGCACAAGUGGUCGUCUGAUACACACGAGAAGAGGGGAAAACAGAAAGAAAAACAAACAAGGAUCAGCUGAUUUCCUCAUGUUUGGAAAAGGAUUGCAACACUCCCUCAUGUGAGGGUGGAGAAUGGAAACAACCCUCUACCCAGGCACCGUGAACACUUCGAGGGUCCACAGCAUCUACUCCCACAGCACCAUGAUGAAGAAGGACAUUAAUCUGAACCUGGACGACCACAACUCCGAGCUCAAAUCCAACACAGAGGGACUCCUCAACUCCCCGGAUUUGGGGCUCUUGAAGCUGACCUCCCCGGACUUGGAGCGUCUUAUCAUCCAGUCAAACGGACUGGUCACCGCCGCCGGCCCGGCCUCCCAGUUCCUCUACCCGAAGUCCGCCAGUGACGAGCAGGAGUUCGCGGAAGGUUUCGUGAAGGCGCUGGAGGAUCUCCACAAGCAGAACCAGCUGAGCGAAGCGGGGUGCGUGUCCGUGGACAGGCUGGAGCUCCUCGGAUCCGCCAACGCAAUCGUCUCCGGCGGACUUCAUGCUUCAGACCUUCCUGUUUACACUACAUUGAACGGCUAUGCGGCCAGUCCACUCGGAGCCAGCUCCAUCAACUACUCCACGGACAGCAUCCCCUUCCCUCCUCCUCCGUCUCAUCUGGCCGGCUCUCAGCAGCAGCAGGCGGCUGCGGCUCUCUCACGACUCCAGUCGGCUGGGUUGGUGAAGGACGAGCCUCAGACUGUACCAGACAUGCAGAGCUUCGGGGACAGCCCUCCUCUGUCUCCCAUCGAUAUGGACAACCAGGAACGCAUCAAGGCGGAGAGGAAAAAGCUGCGGAACCGGAUAGCCGCCUCCAAAUGCCGCAAGAGAAAACUGGAGAGGAUCUCUCGGCUGGAGGACAAGGUGAAGAACCUGAAAACACAAAACACCGAGCUGGCCUCCACAGCCAGCGUCCUCAGGGAGCAAGUGGCCCAGUUAAAGCAGAAGGUGAUGAACCAUGUCAGCAGUGGAUGUCAGCUUUUACCAAACCAGGUGCAGGCUUAUUAAAUCUCACUUAUGGAGCUCUUCCUGGAUGUUUAUACGACUCUAAAAACAUUUGCAUUUUUUUUGUAACACAAAAUCUUUAUCAUUGAUAUGAGGCCAUUGUAAAUGAGCAAGCCUGUAACUGAGGAGCAGAGGACAUUUGCACCAGCACAGUGCAAAAAGACAGACAUUGAUGAGAGCUGCAAUUCUACUGGAAUAAUGACAGGUUAACCAGCAGCAGGUGUGGGCUGCAGCCUCCUUUGAUUCAUGAAAAUAUGGCAGUGUUGCAGCAAACAGACUCAUUUUGUUGCCCUACAUUUUUUGGGAAGCCAUGUAGCAAACUGCUAUAAAGUGGACUAGUGUGGGAUAGUGUUUAUAUGUGUGUAAGCUGGACAAUCUCAAGACGAGUGCAACCAAACACCGAGGUGUCACCAAGUGCUGUCACCCAAUGUGUAAUAUAAUGCCUUACUUGUUUACAAGCACUUAGCAAUGACAAAUAUAUAUAUUUUAUUUACUGAAACAUUUCUUAUUUUACAUAUGGUCUUACUUCUUGUUGUUCUCUCCUUUAUUUUGUUGCAAAAAUGAACACUGCAUGUCUUGUCGCUUUCGUGUUCAGUAACUAUUGUAUUUUGUUUUCAUUAUGGUGGCUGCUGUGUACUUCUUCAGUCACCAAACUUCCAUGAAUGUAUGUGUACGUGCUGAGAAAACCUAUCUAUCCAUGUGUAAUGGACUUUUAAGUCUCAAACUGACAUUUAUUAAAUUCACUACA